AUGGGGUCCCUAAGGCAGGGCACCCACGGGUCGAAAAUGAGAGUGCGUUUCUCUUUCGGCCCCCAAGGAACGGGACAACCGGCUGCUGGGGCUUAUUCGGCAGCCGACGAGGUUCAGCAGCUCAGGGAUGGACCGGCCGGGACUGGGGCGGAGUGCGACCCGGCGGGUUGCCGGGCAACGUGGAGACCCAGGGCGUGUGGCAUGGAGCCGUUGCGAAAACUUCCCGCAAGGGGACGCCAUUUCCAAGUGUCGCAAGCCCCUGACACCAGCGCUCCCUCCUUGGCCGUCUCCCUCAGUGAAUCAGGCCGUGACCUUGGAGAUGAACGCUUGGAUUCCUGGAGCAAGUUUGCUAAGGAUUCUAAGAGCUCCCCUCCACCGUAUCUUAGUUUAAUUAAUAAUUUUUUCAAGCCAGGGAAGCCAAGAAACUCAGAGAUGAGAUUUAAAGAAAAGGCAGUGGUGGAAAUAGCGAGGCUGGACAACCAAAUAAAACAAGCUCAACCCCAACAAGAAUUACUAAUGGAGGAGACCAGGCAGCUCUACGCUGAAAAGCUCCUCGUCCAGACUGAAAACAAAUUCUUUCUGGAAUACCUAACCAACAAAACUGAGGAGUAUAGAAGGCAGCCUGAAAAGCUGUGGAACAACUAUUUACAAAAAAGUGAGGAGAUUGAACAAAGGAGGCAAGAAUCAGUCUCCGCGUAUGCGAAACAAACUUCAGCGUUUAAAAGGGAGCUCUUGCAGAAGGAAAAGCUCCAGUUCAAUUUAAAGCAGCAGUUGCAGGCACUGAAGAAUAUUUCACUCUUAAAAGAGAAACAGGAGAGAGAAAUGCAGAUGUUACAGGAGGAGAAAAAGAAAACCCAAGCUGAGACAGAGGCAAAGAAACAGGAACUCCAGGUCCAGUUACUCCAGGAAAAAGCAUUCCUGGAGAAACAACUCAGUGAGCCAGACAUGAGGCAGCUGGGAAACAGAAAAAGAAAGGUGCUGGACAGGAAGGCUCAGACCUUGGAGCUGGAAGCAAAGCAGUAUACUUUGGAGUUCUACCGCAGCAUCAGGAGAGAGAACCGGGAGUUACAGAAGAAAUUACUGCAGCAAACACAGCGGUGCCAGGACUUGCAGGCUAUUAAAAGCCAGUUAAAAAAUCAGAAGCAGCAGCUGCAGCAGGAACAGUGGUAUGUGCAGUGCUUGAUCCGGGGGAGGCAACGAUUGCAAAGGAGGCAUAACUGGUGCCCAAGACAGGAUGCUCCCAAGGACCACAGUGCCCCCUGAGUAACAAACCAAGGAUUAAUCCAAAGCAGUUCCUAAAAUAACAGAUUAAAUAAGGACUGGAGUGAAUAUUCUUAUGUGCUGUAUACACCUGGUUAGGAAGGCUUUGGCAUCUCAGAAUGCUAUGGUAAAACAUCCUUGUGAUGUGUUUAGUGGGAAAGGUUAGGUGCGUUUUUCCAGCAGUACUGCUAGAUAUUUGUGCCACCAGCUUCCCUUAAUUAGGUUUUUCCUUAAUUAGAUCUUGUAAUAAAUGGGAUGUUCCUCAAAUCUCCAGAUAGCAUAAUACCAUUUCCCAAACACCAGUACCUUAAACUAGCUCAAGAAAACCACCUUGAGGUAGUGAAAGGAAAAUAGUUCUGUGAUUUAUUUCAUCUAAGUAAGUUAGAUUUCUAAGAAUAGCAUUUCAGACUGGCUUUGUGUAGUGCCCCUGCUCUGUAAACAACCAGUUAUCCUUAUGCCUCUUGGCCAGCUGCACACAAAGAAGGCCAAGUGCAAAAAAGCUCUUUUGCAAGUCUGCACCAGGGGCCAGGCGGCUCCUUCUAUGGUUUUGUCAAGAGUGGAAAAGUAAUCUAAACAGCAUGUUCAUUAACAGGGAAGCUGGAGGAGGGGGCUGGAGCACUGCGCAGAAUGACCUUUUGUCUGAUGCGCAGCCCCUACAGUGCUAGCUUUGAGUAAACUGAGAAGGGAACAGCAGAUAAAGGGUAUGUCUGUUAGGUCAGCUUUUACUUUUGAAAAUCUUGUCUGUGAAGAAAGACCUCUAGCAUUAAUGAGGUCACUGUUAAGUUCAGGAAAAUAUAUGAAAAGUUUUUAACAUAUUGGGACUUUAAAGGGUCUUGUGCCAUCUAUUUCCCUAACAACAUUCCAAAUUCUAAGAUAAGUAAGAUUAGUUAACGUUAGAUGUAAUAAGUACUUCAGUUUUAGGUCACAGACUACAUUUUCUUACUAUGUGUGCACUUGAUAGUACAUGAAAUGCCUUUUGUAAUCAAUAUGUGCCUUAUAUUUAUGUCUGUUUAGGAGAACUGGGAAUAUUUUUAAUUAGUAUAGACUUUUAGGGUAGUUUUUAAAAAUUUUUUUGCACUUAAAGACAUACUGAUGGUUGGACUUUUUUUAUUUCUUUGCAUGCUGAAUCCCAGGUACAGGAAUAUAAAAUAAUCCCAUAUUUUAACAUCACUCCUCUAUGGGAAAAUAAAGGUAACUUUAUGUCUUCCAGAAAUUGUCAGUGAUGAAAAACUUCAAAAUAAUUUUCCUGAAUUUUCAGUUUUAUUCCUAGGUAAAAUGAAUUCCUGUAAAAUCGUGGAGUAAAAUCUUUUUCUCCCUCAAUGCCUUCAACUUCUAGCUUUAACAAUGUUUUUGUUAAAUAUGUAGUUUGUUAUUAAAAAUAAAAACCUUAGA
This is a messenger RNA of Mustela lutreola (European mink), 2652 nucleotides long. It is a transcript of the gene CCDC121, whose product is annotated as coiled-coil domain containing 121. The coding region runs from base 1 to 1263 and encodes 420 amino acids. Lineage: Eukaryota; Metazoa; Chordata; Mammalia; Carnivora; Mustelidae. The transcript has 2 exons. The record is from RefSeq and is a predicted model, not a curated record.